AUGACGACUACCACUCUGGUAUCAGGCCUUCGCGGCCCCUCACUUAUCUCUGACUCUCAACCAAAGCAUUGGGAGGACGCUGAGAAGGCGUCUAUUCUAGAAGCCUUUGAAGAGGCAAUGAGCUGCCACAAAUGCACCAUCAAAGUGACCGAAGCAACAAUGGCGAUAGACAUCGAGCGUGGCUCAUAUCUUACGACCAGCUACCCGCCGCUCUUUCCCAACAACCACAAACGAGAUGAAGACAUCUCUCCCUUAGAUAUCUCCAGCCCAAACCUGGAGCAAUCUUUCUGGGGACUAAUCAACGUCGCCCAACGACAACACUACUACGAUAUCGUCGAGCAAAAGCUAGAUCAGAGACUCCUUGACGACCCGACAGUGGACGAAAACAUAGCUGCUCUGUUCGCCCAUUACCAAGUUGACUUUCACAUCAACCAACACUACCUUUCCCGCAGAGGAGUCCUCACUCUCUGCCGCGAUGCGAGUGACAUGGGCGCACUCCGUAAAUGGCAGUGGGAGAUGCACGAGCUCCAAGCCAUCAUGGACGGGGUGAACGUGAUACCAACGACGAAGAAGCGAAUGGGGUGGCCCAAUGACGGCAACCUAGAAAUGUUCCACCAAAUACGCAUGUGGAAGGGAGCGUGGCAAACACGCGAGAAGCAUCUCCGAGAGGUGCGCGCUCGAUGGGCGAUUAUCAUGGAAGAGCGGCGCCGGCAGAGAGAGGAACUGCUGGCACGCUCCGGCAAGGCUCCGAUGGGGAAGCUGAGUCCCACGGUUACCGUCAGGCUUUAUUAUCGUGGGCAGCUCCGGGAUGUACGGGAGCUUGAAAGAAUCAUGCCGGUUGAGGCUGGGGUACGGCUGGGGCAAACGACGCAGAGUUCUGGGUUUUGA
Molecule: messenger RNA, 888 nt
Organism: Penicillium chermesinum
Lineage: Eukaryota; Fungi; Ascomycota; Eurotiomycetes; Eurotiales; Aspergillaceae
Exons: 2
Coding region: 1-888 (295 amino acids)
Source: RefSeq, a predicted model, not a curated record